This is a messenger RNA of Microthlaspi erraticum, 1056 nucleotides long. Lineage: Eukaryota; Viridiplantae; Streptophyta; Magnoliopsida; Brassicales; Brassicaceae. The record is from the annotation of a GenBank genome assembly.
AUGAGCCCAUGCGCAGUGCCAGUCCUUCUUGUUCCUAAGAAAGGUAACCAAUGGCGAAUGUGUGUUGAUAGUAGAGCUAUUAACAAGAUAACCAUCAAGUAUCGAUUUCCUAUCCCUCGACUAGAAGAUAUGCUUGAUGAGUUGGCGGGUUCUAAGAUAUUUUCAAAGAUAGAUCUUCGUAGUGGAUAUCAUCAAAUUCGAAUCAGGCCUGGAGAUGAAUGGAAGACAGCUUUUAAGAGCAAAGAUGGAUUGUAUGAAUGGUUGGUGAUGCCUUUUGGGUUGUCAAAUGCUCCUAGUACUUUCAUGAGAUUGAUGAACCAGAUUCUUCGACCAUUCGCUGGUUCUUUUGUGGUUGUUUACUUUGAUGAUAUUUUAAUUUACAGCAAGACCAAAGAAGAGCACUUGGAUCAUUUGAAGCAGCUGGUAUUUCUAGGAUUUGUUGUUGGUGAAGAAGGGAUUCAGGUUGAUGAGGAGAAAGUGAGAGCUAUUAGGGAUUGGCCUGCCCCUAAAUCAGUCACUGAGGAGAAGCUAUGUACUGCACCAGUCUUAGCAUUGCCUGAUUUUGAUAAAGUGUUCCAAGUUGAAUGUGAUGCUAGUGGAGUUGGAAUAGGUGCUGUCUUAUCUCAAGAGAAAAGACCAGUAGCUUUCUUUAGUGAGAAGUUAAGUGAAGCUCGCCAAAGAUGGAGUACUUAUGAUCAAGAGUUUUAUGCAGUAUUUAGAGCUCUAAGGCAGUGGGAGCAUUACUUGAUUCAGAGAGAGUUUAUCUUGUUCACUGACCACCAAGCUCUGAAGUUCCUUCAUAGUCAGAAAGUGAUAAACAAGAUGCAUGCUCGAUGGGUAAGCUUUCUGCAAAAGUUUCCAUUCAUUAUUCAGCAUAAGUCUGGGACUCUCAAUAAGGUAGCAGAUGCUUUGAGUAGAAGAGCUUCCUUACUCAUUACCUUGACACAUGAGAUUGUGGGUUUUGAGUUACUAAAGGAGUUGUAUGAAAGUGAUGCUGAAUUCAAAGAAUUGUGGGAUAAGUGCAAUGGUAAACUGAUGUACUUGCAUUUUACAUAG